AUGGCAGAAUCUCAGCUCCAAAUGCGAAAGCUAUGGCAGCCUCAGGACCCCAAAGCGAGUGUGGCAUAUCAAUUUAUGCAAGAUGCCAACCGGAAGCAUCAUCGCCAGAUGCAGACUUGGGAGGACCUCCAUGCCUGGUCAGUCGACCAUCGAUCAGAAUUCUGGGGAGAAUUGUUCGAACAGUACCCGUUGAUCCACUCGGGAAAGUAUAGCAGAGUCGUCGACGAGGCAGCCCGAAUGGAUUCAAUUCCCGCCUGGUUCGAAGGUGUGAAAUUGAAUUUCGCUGAGAAUAUCCUCUACUGGGCAGACGACAAGGACCCAAGUAUAGCUACGACCCACCGGAAACGAGACGACGCCAUAGCAUGCACUGAGGUUCGAGAAGGCUGUACUGAAAUCCGCGGUAUUACAUGGCGAGAAGUCCGAGAGCGAACAGCACUGCUGGCGAAUGCCAUGCGUGCACGUGGUGUAAGGAAGGGUGAUCGAGUCGCUGUAGUCGCCUCGAACUCACUGGACACAUUAGUCGUCUUCUACGCUACGACAGCGGUAGGAGGCAUUUUCAGCAGCUCCUCCACGGACAUGGGCACAAAAGGUAUUCUCGAUCGACUGCGGCAAGUUACGCCGAAGUAUGUCUUCAUGGACGACUGGGCAAUCUACAACGGACGCUCGAUCGAUCUUCGACCGAAGAUGUGUGAGAUUGAAGUAGGUCUCCGCGACGUCAAGGACGUACAGGGUCUUGUCAGUAUGCCACGAUGGCAGAAUAAACCUGUCGACAUCUCCUCGGUACCCAAAUGUGAGAAUCUCGCCGCCUUCCUGUCGGCUGGCAAAGGUGACAAGACACCCCGCUGGGAACGCAUUGACUUUCGCGACCCGUUCAUCAUUGUCUACAGCAGCGGCACGACCGGAAUGCCGAAGUGUAUUGUCCAUUCGGCAGGCGGCGUAUUGAUAAACUCCAAGAAAGAAGGCAAUUUGCAUCGUGAUGCUCUGGCUCACGAUCCUGAGGAGAGUUGCACCCUCCAGUAUACCACCACAGGCUGGAUAAUGUACCUCACUAGCUGCAUGACCAUGCUUCAUGGCGCUCGCGCGAUCUUGUACGAUGGCUCACCUUUCCAGCCAGAUCUGAAAGCAUUCAUCAAGCUUGUCGGUGAUCAAAAGGUGACUGAUCUGGGCAUCUCACCUCGAUAUAUGCAGACACUGGCUACUGCGCACCCGCCCAUCAUACCCCGCGAUAUCGCAGAUCUCUCAAAGCUCAGACGAGUGACAAGUACAGGUAUGGUGCUUUCCGAAGCACAAUUCAAUUAUUUCUACGAUCACGCCUUCCCGCCACAUGUACAACUAGGAAACAUCAGUGGCGGCACAGAUCUAGCUGCUUGCUUCACCAUGGACACCACGAUGAAGCCACUGUAUUGCGGUGGUACAAUGGCCCCGGCACUUGGGAUGAAGGUGGAAGUCUACGACCAAACCGUCGAGGGUGGUAAGGGUGUGAAAGGUAAGCCAGUACCAGUCGGAGAGUCAGGAGAACUCGUUUGUACUCGUGCGUUUCCGACGAUGCCUAUCAAGUUCUGGGACGACCCUAAUGGCGAAAAGUACUUCAAUGCGUACUAUGCUCGCUUCGACGAUGUCUGGACACACGGCGACUUCAUCUCGAUCCACCCACAGAACGGCCAGGUCUACCUUCAUGGCCGAGCUGACGGCGUCUUGAACCCAAGCGGUGUCCGUUUCGGGAGUGCAGAGGUCUAUAAUAGUCUCGACGCCUCGUUUCCAGAAGUGAUACAAGAUAGCAUCUGUGUUGGACAACGCCGAGCACAGGAUAUGGACGAGAACGUCAUGCUGUUCUUGCUCAUGAAGCCUGGUAAGAAGUUCACUCCUGAGCUGGUAAAGAGAGUCAAGGACGCCAUUGCCCGGGAUGUGGGACGACGAUGUGUACCUAAGUACGUCUUCGAGACCCCGGAGAUACCCACGACUAUCAACCUGAAGAAGGUGGAGUUACCUGUCAAGCAGAUUGUGUCGGGCAAAAAAAUCAAGGCAUCUGAUACCUUGGCAAACAAGAAGUGUCUGGACUUUUACUAUCAGUUUGCUGAGGUGGAGAAGGUGGUGCAGCCGAAGAGCAAGCUGUGA
Messenger RNA from Recurvomyces mirabilis, 2115 nucleotides. RefSeq lists its product as uncharacterized. The record is from RefSeq and is a predicted model, not a curated record. The transcript has a single exon. Gene Ontology annotation, biological process: lipid metabolic process. NCBI's taxonomy places the organism in Eukaryota, Fungi, Ascomycota, Dothideomycetes, Mycosphaerellales, Teratosphaeriaceae. Gene Ontology annotation, molecular function: acetoacetate-CoA ligase activity. Bases 1 to 2115 code for a protein of 704 amino acids.